Molecule: messenger RNA, 1859 nt
Organism: Malaclemys terrapin pileata
Lineage: Eukaryota; Metazoa; Chordata; Testudines; Emydidae
Product: perilipin-3-like
Exons: 6
Coding region: 1-1071 (356 amino acids)
Biological process (GO): positive regulation of triglyceride storage; lipid storage
Cellular component (GO): cytosol; lipid droplet
Source: RefSeq, a predicted model, not a curated record
AUGGGGAGUGAAUUGCCAACCAGUGACUAUGCCUGCGAGAGCCUGGACAAACUGGAGGAGAAGCUGCCUGUCCUCCAACAGCCAGAUGACAAGGUGGCCUCUGAUGCCGAAGAGCUAGUAUCAUCAACACUGACCGGUGCCAAGGAUGCUGUCUGCAGCACGGACACUGGAGUGAAGGAUGCAGUGACCAGCAUGGUGGGUGUGGCCGAAGGGGCUGUCCAGGAGAGCGUGGAGGUGACCAAAUCCGCCGUGACCAGCAGCGUGAGCACAGUGGUGGGCUCCAGCAUGGGGCAGACUAUUCUGAGCGGUGUUGACUUGGUACUUGAGACGUCGGAGUCGUUGGUGGAUCACUACCUCCCAAUGACAGAUGAGGAACUUGCUAAACUUGCAGUAUCCCUGGAGGGGCCAGGAGAGGCUCCUGCAGAGCAGCAGAGUUACUACGUGCGUCUGGGUUCCCUUUCGAGCACGCUGCGCCAGCGAGCCUACCAGCACGCCCUGGGCAAGAUGAGACAAGCCAGGCAGCGCACCCUGGAGGCCGUCUCCCAGCUCCAGCAAACCAUUGACCUGAUGGAACAUGCCAAGCAGGCCGUGGAUCAGAAGGCCCAUGAUGGGCAGGAGGAACUGCAGAAGAUGUGGCUGGAGUGGCGCAAGGGCCAGUCAGGAGGCAGUGAGGACAAUGGCUCACCACAGCCAGAGGAGAUGGCGUCCCAGGCUCUAGCCACUUCCCAUAACCUCAUCCUGCAGGUGCAGACUGCCUGCCAUAGCCUCCUGCCCAACAUCCAGGGUCUCCCUGCCGCUCUCCAGGAGAAGGUUCAGCAAGCCUAUGAGAACAUGGGAGAGCUCCAGACUUCCUUCUCCAAUGUCCAGUCCUUCCAGGAGCUGUCUGAGGGUAUCCUGACCCAGACCCGGGAGAAGGUGACCAAAGCCCAGGAGUCCCUGGAUGAGCUGCUGGAAUAUGUGGUGCAGAACGCUCCCCUCACGUGGAUUGUGGGACCCUUUGCUCCUGCUGGAGACUCUACUGAGAAGGUGGAGGUACCGGCGGAGGCUGAGAAGGUGGAGGCAGAGGCCUGAAGUAGAGGCUGUAUGGUGAUCUAAUGCAAUACAUCUCACUACUGCUCAAAUAGAGCUUAAUGUUUACAGUCAGAAUAGUCUAGUCAUAGUUGGCUUUGGGAUCGGAGUCUGUUACUUUGCACACUGUAUGUCCAGCUAUAUGCACAUGACUCUCCAAUGUAUUUAAGGCUGUCUAUCUUGUAUUCAAGUCCCUACUUGCUAGAGCACCUCUGAUGCUCUUCCUGGUGAGGUUUGAGUGGGAAUACCACUCUCUGAUGCAGGCCCUAAGCUUUAUGGCCUUAAUGUCUCCUCCAAGGGAAUGGGAACAGACCUCCAAUCCCUUUAUUUGGGAGACUCCUAUCUCUGAUCUUUCAAAGUCCUGGUAGGACUUCCUCGGGACUGUCUGUUAGGGGUAUAAAAAGAGUGAGGGUGGGACCUGGUCUGCUUUCUGGUCUUGCCCCUACUGUGCAAACACCUGACAGGAUAUCGCAGACCCUCACCCUGGUUUCCCUUAAACUCCACUUCCCCUUGAAGUACUUCCUUAAGCAUGGAAGCUCACUGCCUGUUCUGCACGUAGCAUCUCCUGCUCCGCAGCACCAUGCCCUUAUUGUGAGGGUUGCUAGCUUUGUCCUCUUAAUAGCAUUGCAUUGUUGGGGUACAGAGGCUGGUCUCAUACUGCUUCCCUGAGACAGUCCAUAGUCUCUGCCCCUAGAAAGACCUCCACCCUUCCCUGUGACUGACUUACAUUUUGUUCUACUUGUAAAACUACUGGCUGUACUAAAAUAAACAUUCUAACUGCAUAGAUAAGG